UUUACUUGAUAUUUUCCACAAUACAAAUGGGCUUUAUAUUUACUUAUUACUCCAGACAAUUUUUGAAGCCUCCAUCCAGCCUUUAAGCAUUUUGUGGAAAUGCCGCUCACAUUAGAUUUGUGUGAAAAAUUCUUCGGCACCCGCGACAUUUACGCGUUGUUUGAAUUGAAGAAGGAUUCUUCGGAGGAUGACAUGAAAAAAGCCUAUUAUAAGCUGUCUUUGAAAGUUCAUCCGGAUCGAGUACCUGACGCGCAAAAGGAGGAAGCCGCCGAGAGAUUUAAGGUGGUCGCGAGAAUAUAUCGAGUGCUUACAAACAAAAACGAAAAAGCGCUUUAUGAUGAAAAACAAAUUAUGGACGAUAAUGAUGAUGAGGUCAGAUUUGCAAGUUGGUCGGUAUCUAUGGAGAAACAACUGGUCCUAAGCAAACAGCUCUUUUUGAGCACGGAAUCGCCUUCAGGUGAUUCGCUUUCGAGCAAAUCGCCUUCGGGCAAAAUGCCUCUGGGCAAACCACAACCUUCGGGUUGCAUUAGGGAUGAUGGGGAAGGAUCGUAUGAGCCAUCUCCGGCCAAGGGUAAACCGAAGCGCCAGCGGUCCUCUAACGAUCCCAACUCUUCAACCCAAUUUGUUGCAAAAAAGACUCGGUCGGCAACGACUAAAGUUUCAUAUGCUAAUAAGGCUAUUGAAGCCGAUGGGUGGGUCUUGUAUGAUGAAGCCAAUCCAUCAGGCUACAAUAGCGAGCGGUGCCAACAGCUUAAGAGAAAACUACUGUUAGCUGUAAGGGCUGCAUCACUGCAAGGCAUUAAGCUUUGCUUUAAGUCGGUAGGUGUAUACCGUAAUAUGUUGCGGUUAAACUUUGCCGACGAAAGCACAAACGAUUGGCUCAAAGAGUACUGCUCUUCCCUCAAUGAUGUAUGGAAGGGUGCGCAGUUGACCUUGAGAAAGAUUACUGAGUUACCCAUGUUGAAAAAGUGUUUCCUUUGGCUUCCGGAAGAGGAGCGAACUGGAGUUGAGGUUCUGGAACAGCUUAGCGUCCAGAAUAAUCUCGACAUUACUUCUUGGAUGCUGUUAAGCUGUAGACCAGGAGAUAGAGUUGAUAGACCGGGAGUUUUCCUAACUAUCGACAUACCUGAACCUAAAAUAGAGGAGAUUCGAAUGCAAAGGGGCUGCCGACUUUUUUAUGGUCUUGGGAUUGUCAUACUACGGGUGUCGGCUCCUACUGCAAAAUAAGGGAAUUCGCGGCUCCGAGUUUCAAAUGGGAUAUAAAAUCUCACAAUUUAAUUUGCGGCAUUGUAAAGCGGCCACCGUUUUCAUCAGCCGCCGUAUCAAUUGCUGUUUAUAUACUUCAAUUAAGAACCAACGAUCCAUUGGUAUGAAAAUUUGGGGAAAUUUCCUGCAUGCAUAUUUAUUAUAUGGCAACGGAAAGUUAAAUUCCACUCCUGAAUGGGGGUUGCGAAAUAACCUCGUGCUUUGAUCAGUGACACGUGAUGACUACAUCACAAUAGUCAAAGUAAUCAUAAAUAGUCAAUAUGGGGAUAAGGAGAUUUCACUGAAUUCUGCUUAUUUGCCGAGGAUGAGUUUCCUUCUGAAAUAUUCAUUAAAUCUCUACGAUGGAAUAUAAAUUAGAGAUUUUAUGCUGAAAUAGCUCAAAGAUGUAGUGGCUUUCUUAGGAAUGUAGUUUCCAAUGGUUAUUUGCCUCUUCAAUGAUCUCUGCGUUUUCCAUGUAUAAUUUUACACCUGCUCAUUUAGAAUGUCAGUUAUUUGAUAAUUUUUGCACAUAUCCCUUCUUCGAUGUGUUGUGCAAUUCAAAAACCGCAUCUUGUCAAUAAAUCCGAUAAAUACCUUCGCUGCAAAUAUUUCCGGGGCAAAUUGAAAAAUUUUUCAUACAAAUAUUUAUGCUAUUGGACGUGGAUCAAACAUUGGAGCGCAUUUUUCUUCUGUGUUUUACUUGUGAAUUUGCUACUUGAAUUCAUUUGUAAUCUAGUCGUCAUAAUGGUAUGUUUGAAGCGCUUCCCUUGUUCAGGGGGUAUUUGUAUUUUCUCGUUUUAUUUAGCGGAGUUGUAACCAUCUUUUGUGUCGCGCCAUUCUAUGCCACAACCUUGCGAUGGAAGUAGUAUUUUGGCUUGCUUGAUUGUCCAUUGUAUGCUUGUUGGCUUCCGGUAAGCAUGAUAUUCAAAUUUUCUUUUUCUUCUGAUCAUUUUGAGAUCUGCUACUGCGGUAUUGCAUAUCAAGCCUCUGGUCUUGCGGAUAUAUGUAUAUCUCUGUCUCAGUUUUCCAAUUUGAAAAUCUUAAAUUUGCCUGCGUCAACCUGACUGAUUUAUUAUAGCUUGUCAAAUUUGAUAUAGUUAAAGGUUAAUACAACUCGUGGUUUUAUUUAAAGCGAAGCCCCAAGGGCCCAAGUUUCGCACCGUGUUUUUUAUAUUCUUCGACUCUAAUGAGAGAAGAUGCUUUACCGGCGGAGGUGACUCGCUGCUAGAUUUCAUGAUAUUCGUUACACUGGUCUAUCUGUUUAAAAUCGUGUUCACCCAUCGUCUUAUCUGUCUCAAAGCAUUAUUUUUCCAGUUUUAAGUCAUAUAUUUUGUUUCUCGACUUGUUGAGUCAUACUUUCAUAUUUUAGUUGCUGCAGGCUUCAAUAUCGGGUACCCUUUUUCACACGGUGUAUUGAUCGGACCAUUAUAUCCAGUUUAUCUACCCAACUUGUACGAAUAUCUUUUCUCUAAUGACCAUUGAGUUCAACUUCCUGACUACUUGGUCGAACACAGAGUUCAUUAAACCAUGGGUACACGUCAAUGUCAUAUUCCCAGCAGUUUUCAGCCACAAGUUUCACCAAAAAUAAUUGUCGUUUGGAUCUAAAGCCACAUGAUAAUGUCGGGAAACUAUUUCAGUCGUUGUUCGAAAAUUUUUAUUUUUGUUUUAUAAUAUGUACGCACUAUGAAAUUCCCUUGUAAUUUUCGGAACGAUGACGAUCACCCUUUGGAACAUAAAAUGCUUUUCCGUCUAUCGUUAGGUAUAUAAUCUAUUCUUCCAUAUUUUCGCGAUGAGUUUAUAAAUUCGAAUAGUUCCACCGCCCUUCAAGAGCUCGACUACUUUUUGGACAAUUCUGCGAUGAUCGAUUAUCUAUCAUAUUAAUGGUAAUCCUAAUUAGAUACAUUGUGGCUUGCCCAGCAUGUCUGGCGGGUUGUGGAAGUUGUAUUCAUUCCAAAAUGCGAAACACCCACCUACAUUGAUACGAAACUGUUUCGAAUCGCAGGCAUUUACGGAGGACUCUGGCGUACCCUGGAAAUACUAAAGAAAAUGAUGUUCAGGAAAAGCGUUAGGCGUUAAGUGGGAAACCGCACUAACAAAGAGAGAGAAACUAGAAAUCGACUCCAAAUUACCCUGUGAGCAUCAAUUUCAGAUGUCUUGCAGGUUGUGGUACUAUAAGAUUGCAAUAUGUAGAUAAAAGGUGCAGUCUUCAACACAGUGCAAUUAUUGGAUCUACACGUUUCCGGGACUUUCAUCAUUGCUAUAGUUUGAUAAUAUAAAUUUUAUCUACCACCAAAAAGACUAUACACCGGAGGUUAAACUAGGAAAAAGAAUAGGACUCAAAAUGAAUCAUCCGGUUUAAGGCCGAGUCAAGGUCGCAUUUGUUAAUAUAUUGUGUGUCGUGUUUCCUUAGCACUUCUCUGUGCGAAUUCAUAUAAUCAAGUAACCACUUACAUAUAUGAUAUAUUAUUCGCAUCGCCGCCUUUUACACAAAUGAGAAAAAAUACCAAUGAAGAUGAUCAGAACACACUGCGAUCUUGACUAGUAAGCCCUGCCCAAAGGACGCCAUCUUUUUGUCAUGUAAAAAUUCAGGGUUUGCCUAGUUUCAUCUCCUGUGUAUAGUCUUCUUGCCUACUACCCUAAGUGUCAAAACAAAAAAAUUUGAAGUUCUAUUUCGUUCAUUUUAAUACUUUAAUUUUUUAAUUUUUUUUAAUGCUAAAAAAUUUUAUCAUUACAAGAAUCCCAUAUUAUUAUAAAAAAUAUAAAAUUAUUCAGAAUAAAUUUAUUUUAAUAUAUCUGCAAAAUUACCAAAAAUAUAAUAUUUAUUUAUAGAAGUAUAUAGAUGUUGUUUGCAUUAUUAUUUCCUAAGUUACCACUAUAUCAGGGGAUACCAACAUUAAGCUACUACGAAUACCAAAUGGGAUGGAGUGUGGUUCGCAUGAUCCUAUGUACAGUAAAAUGCGUCGCGCCGUAGUAGUUCGGGAGACUCACUGAUCACCCCCGCAACAUCGAACACGUAAACAGAAUGGCGUACUUCUGCACCAUUGAAACCAAACAGUGUGAGAGGAGGGACUAAAUGCCUAUUCGAAAUUUAAAAAUUGGUUUAUUGUGAUGUACAUGGUAAUCAAUUGAAACUUGCCGACCCCAAUACAUAUCGUAAACAGCUCAUAUUGAUAUACAGUACAUGAUUUAGUAAUCAACUCCCGCUUGCCGGCCCGUCGAGAGGGGGUACAAUUAUAAAUAUAUUCGUCCAGCGUUUCUAACCCGGACUUUUCUUUUUGCAUUGGUUGUUUUCCAUGCGCUAUUUUGUAAAUUAAUAAAUUACUUAUAUCACAAAAAGGGGAUCCCCGGUGCAGAGCCAUUGGGUAAGU
Molecule: messenger RNA, 4613 nt
Organism: Hermetia illucens (black soldier fly)
Lineage: Eukaryota; Metazoa; Arthropoda; Insecta; Diptera; Stratiomyidae
Exons: 2
Coding region: 100-1227 (375 amino acids)
Cellular component (GO): cytoplasm; nucleus
Molecular function (GO): heat shock protein binding
Source: RefSeq, a predicted model, not a curated record